AUGGCAUCACCAUGCACAGAAUUUCGUGUCGUCAAUGAGGAUAAUUUGGCUGAAUGGAAAGAGCAGCAUGACAAUCAUCCACAAAAUCAAUAUGGUAUAAAAUUUCGUUACUUCAAUCAUUUGAAAAUCGAAGAAGAAUUAAAAAAUUCAAAGCAAUUUUGUCAAGCAUUAUCUAUGGUUGAAGAUUUGAUUGACAAUGAUAAUCUAUGUUGUUAUUAUUCAUAUGUAUGCAAUGUUGAAUUACGUUUUAAAAAUAUUUUUAAUUUUGAAGAAGCAAAAAAUGUUAUCACCAAAACAAGAAUGUUCAUUGUCAAUCUAUGCAACUUAAUCGAAUUUAUAAUUGGUGUUUUGCCGAAUGAAUAUUCAAUUUUUCGCGGUGAUCCAUUCGUGACUAACCAUUAUCGCGAUCAUAUUAUGAUUGAUAAAACAUUGAUUAAUGAUUUUUGCGUAAAUCAAACAGGUUCAACUGCUCAAUUGGAUAUGGAAGUUUUCUUCGUAUUCGCAAAAAUUCUUCGUGAAUUAAGUCAUGCAUUAUCAUAUCACUGUGCUCGUGUAUAUUUGACAAAUGAAAAAGAUAUAAAUAGAAAGUUUGAAACACCAAAGACACAUUGUUUACAAGGUGAAUCUGGCGAUGCAAUUGAGCGCCUCCUAUUCGGCUCUGUAAUUGAUGCACCUAGCCGAAUGCAAGAUGAUAAAUAUAUUAUUCAAUAUUUAAUUUUAUCUGAUGGUCGAAUAUCAGCUGUUGUUGAUGAAAUUUGGAUCAGGUCCUUUGUGAAUGACGCUUUGAAUGUGCAUAAAUUAAAAACAAUUGACUCAAUUGAACCUAUACCAUUUAAAUUUUUAACAAAAAAUUUAAAAAGAAAACUUGAAUGUGGACCAAAAGAUUUUCAUACAAAAAGAACAUGUUCACAACGGACAAUAUCAGAUCUUGAUUGGAGUGAUAUUGGCGAUAUUGAAUGCCAACUAACUUAUACGACUGUUAAAGUGUAA
Messenger RNA from Rotaria socialis, 990 nucleotides. The record is from the annotation of a GenBank genome assembly. NCBI's taxonomy places the organism in Eukaryota, Metazoa, Rotifera, Eurotatoria, Philodinida, Philodinidae.